Molecule: messenger RNA, 2188 nt
Organism: Coregonus clupeaformis (lake whitefish)
Lineage: Eukaryota; Metazoa; Chordata; Actinopteri; Salmoniformes; Salmonidae
Product: zinc finger protein 12-like
Exons: 3
Coding region: 231-2081 (616 amino acids)
Cellular component (GO): nucleus
Source: RefSeq, a predicted model, not a curated record
GGGUCUUUUUCGGAGAAGGUUAGGAGAAUUUACGCAGCAGGUUUUGAUAAUUAACGUGGCAGGUUAGGAGGCUUAGGUUAAGGUUUGGGAAAGGCUGAGCGAAAAUGCUCUCCUAACCUGCUACGAAGAGUAACUUCCGGUCGUAGCUAUACUCCCUCUAGUCACAACCAUCUUUCUUUCCUCGUGGACGGAGCUACUUGCUGAAUACCCAACUCUCAGUUGACUGAAAAAUGUCUACACUACAGUCGAUUUGUGUGUUUUUAAAUGAGUGCUUAACGGCGGCUGCUGUGGAGAUUUUCGGGGCAGUUGAGAAAACGGUAGUGGAGUACCAGGAGGAGAAUGAUCGGCUACGGCGACUGCUGCGGAUCACACCGGAGAUAAAACUGUGUAGAAUCGACUCCCUGCAGUUCUCUCCCACUGUCUCUAAAGAGGAGGUUCUCCCUGAGCAGCAGCACUGUAAGCAGGAGUGGAGCCCCAGUCUGGGGCAGGAGGACCCAGAGCCCACACAGAUUAAAGGGGAACAGGAGGAACUCAGGACCAGUCAGGAGGAAGAGCAGCUUCAAGGGCUCUUUGAUACCAAAGACUCCAUAUUCACUCCUUCCUGUGUGAAAAGUGAAUGGGAUCAGGAAGCCAUGCUAGCUGAAUACCCAACACUCAGUCGACUGAAAAUGUCGAAACUACAGUCAUUUCGUGUGUUUUUAAAUGAGCGUUUAAUGGCGUCUGCUGUUGUGGAUAUUUUCGGGGCAGUUGAGAAAACGGUAGUGGAGUACCAGGAGGAGAAUGAUCGGCUACAGAGACUGCUGCGGAUCACACCAGAGAUAAAACUGUGUAGAAUAGACUCCCUGCAGUUCUCUCCCACUGUUUCUAAAGAGGAGGUUCCCCCUGAGCAGCAGCACUGUGAGCAGGAGUGGAGCCCCAGUCUGGGGCAGGAGGACCCAGAGCCCACACAGAUUAAAGAGGAACAGGAGGAACUCAGGACCAGUCAGGAGGAAGAGCAGCUUCAAGGGCUGGAGGCUGAUGUCAUAGAGUUCAAAUGUACUCCUUCCUCUGUGAAAAGUGCAUGUGAUCAGGAGGACCCACUUCGGUCAUUGACUCUUCCCCAAACCCAGACUGUGGAGAACAGAGAGAGUGACUCUAAACCAGUGGAUCUCAAACCUUUUGGCACUGUGACCCCCCUAAAGGGUCUUGACAUUCCUUGUGACCCUCCAGAUAAUCAAAACAAUGCCUCCAGCCACAGCUCAGCCAUAAGCAGAGACCCAGUAGGACUUGACAGCUGCCCACCAUUGGAUCCCAACCCACCAUUGGAUCCCAGCCCAUUAUUUGAUCCCAGCACAUCAUUGCAGAAACACUGUUCCAAACCCAGCAUCACGUCUAGAAAAACUCACUGCUGCCGUGACUGUGGUGAAACGUUUGCUCUGAGAGCUGACCUACAGAGGCAUGUUACUCUACCCAAGAAGAGACUCGGCGAAUGGCGCUUCUGCAAAAAACGCUACAACUCCAACUGUAAACUGAAGAGCCAUGUCCGACUCUGUCAUGGUGGGAAACCCUGCACCUGCCCUGUUUGUGGCAAGACCUUCAAACUGAAAGGAGAUCUGUCCAAGCACAUGAGGAUUCACACAGGAGAGAAACUAUUUAGCUGUGGUGACUGUGGGAAAAGCUUCAGUAUCAAGAAGAACCUAACCAGGCAUAAACUCACUCACACAGGAGAGAAACCAUUUAGCUGUGGAGACUGUGGGAAAAGCUUCAGUCUCAAGCAUCACCUAACCAGGCAUAAACUCACUCACACAGGAGAGAAAUCAUUUAGCUGUGGUGACUGUGGGAAAAUCUUCAGUCUCAAGGGGAACCUAAAGAACCAUAAACGGAUUCACACAGGAGAGAAACCAUUUAGCUGUGGUGACUGUGGGAAAAUCUUCAGUCUCAAGGGGAACCUAAGGAACCAUAAACAGACUCACACAGGAGAGAAACAACAUGGCUCCUCAGUCCGUGGUAAAAGAUUCAUCCAGAAGACUAAUCUGCUGACGCAUGUGAAAAACAUCCACAGAGAAAGAAAACAAGACAAAGGUGUGAAGAAAGAAAAUUAGGAGAGAGGAAGUUUUUCCAUUUCUUUUUUUUACAAUAAAUGCAUAAUGUGUGUUGAAUGAUGUAACACAGAAUGAAACAAUUAUUAAAAAACCAAUUUCUGCUUAUU